Magnolia sinica is the source of this 1097-nucleotide messenger RNA. Its product is annotated as 2-oxoglutarate-dependent dioxygenase AOP2-like. Bases 2 to 967 code for a protein of 321 amino acids. The transcript has 3 exons. The record is from RefSeq and is a predicted model, not a curated record. Gene Ontology annotation, molecular function: dioxygenase activity. Lineage: Eukaryota; Viridiplantae; Streptophyta; Magnoliopsida; Magnoliales; Magnoliaceae.
AAUGGCAUCCAAAACAACAUCAAUCCCUGUCUUAGAUUUCUAUGGAGAUGGAUUAGAGCCUGGAACACCAUCAUGGGCCCAGUUGAGUGCCGAGGUGGGCCAUGCUGCUAGGGAAUUUGGGUGCUUUGAGGCCUUGUGGCCCACCUCUGUGGCCGAUCGCCAGCUUUUAUUUCCAAAGAUUAAAGAGGUCUUCGCACUCCCUGUGGAGACCAAGCGAAAGAACGUUUACGAAGAUCCAUUAAGUGGAUACAACGGUCCACAUAGGCCAUUCACAAAUCUCGAAAGCUUAGGAAUCAACGGUGCAGAUUCACUUCAAGGGGUGGAGGAUUUUACCAACGUUUUGUGGCCUCAAGGGAAUCCAGAUUUCAGUGAAGCAGUCUACUUGUUUCUUAAGAAGCUGAGUGAGUUUGGAGGGAUUGUAAGUAGGAUGGUUUUAGAGAACCUGGGCGUGGAGAAGUAUCAUGACGGUCUGAUGGAGACGUUGGAUUGCCAUGUUCGAAUGAUGCAUUACAAGCAUCCUUUAAAUGGGGUGAGCCGCAUUGAAGGUCUUGGUGCACAUGCCGAUUCAAACUUCCUGACCAUACUGUUUCAAGAUGAGGUGAAUGGAUUGGAAGUUCUCAACAAACAAGGGCAAUGGAUACCAGUGCUACCAUCUCCUAACUCCUUGAUUGUCAUCGUUGGUGUUACCCUUGUGGCAUGGGCCAACGAAAGGAUACACGCACCUCUACAUCGUGUGAGCAUGAUUGGAGAAAAGGAUAGAUAUUCAAUGGCGCUUUUCAUGAUGUCCAAGGCGGGCAAGAUGGUUCGGACACCUGAAGAACUUGUGGAUGAGCAACAUCCAUUGAUUUUCAAGCCCUUUGAUUACUUCAAAUUUCGACGCAUGUACUUAUCUGAAUUCGAACGCUUCAACCUGUCCAAUCCAUCAGAAGCCUGUCUAGCAGCCCUCAAGGAGUAUGCUGGAAUAUAGGUUUGAGCUUUGUGUUCCAUUGUCAGCUAUCUCGGAGGAAGAGGAGACAAAUAGCGUUUAUAAACCUCAAAUCUUGUUAGAGGAAUGCAUGAAUAAAAUAAUUUCUUAGAAUGUUCUUAUUUCAAUAUAU